UGUCCCAUCAUUAGUGUCAGUGGGAGGAAUAGUGCCCCAUCAUUAGUCAUCAGUGGGAGGAAUAGUGCCCCAUCAUUGGUGUCAGUGGGAAGAAUCGUGCCCCAUCAUUGGUGUCAGUGGGAAGAAUCGUGCCCCAUCAUUGGUGUCAGUGGGAGGAAUAGUGCCCCAUCAUUGGUGUCAGUGGGGGGUAGGAAUAGUGCUCCAUCAUUGGUGUCAGUGGGAGGAAUAGUGCUCCAUCAUUGGUGUCAGUGGGAGGAAUAGCACCCCAUCAUUGGUAUCAGUGGCAGGAAUUGCGCCCCAUCAUUGGUGUCAGUGGGAGGAAUAGCGCCCCAUCAUUGGUAUCAGUGGCAGGAAUUG
Molecule: messenger RNA, 357 nt
Organism: Staurois parvus
Lineage: Eukaryota; Metazoa; Chordata; Amphibia; Anura; Ranidae
Source: the annotation of a GenBank genome assembly